Stegodyphus dumicola is the source of this 4400-nucleotide messenger RNA. RefSeq names its product phosphatidylinositol 3-kinase regulatory subunit gamma-like. The record is from RefSeq and is a predicted model, not a curated record. NCBI's taxonomy places the organism in Eukaryota, Metazoa, Arthropoda, Arachnida, Araneae, Eresidae. Gene Ontology annotation, molecular function: 1-phosphatidylinositol-3-kinase regulator activity. Gene Ontology annotation, cellular component: phosphatidylinositol 3-kinase complex. Gene Ontology annotation, biological process: insulin receptor signaling pathway; phosphatidylinositol phosphate biosynthetic process.
AACUCUUUCAACUAAGACGGCAGUCAUCGUCUGCUCCACUUAAACAUUAAGUGCUUGGCACAAGUACUGGGGACUUGGCAACGUUGGUGACUGUACGGAUUGUUGUAAUCGUAGCAUAUAAAAUACAUUUUUAGGCAUGUGAUUUGUGACUUUAUAUUGGCAUCAGUGUUGGUAGAACAACGUGGUGCGUAAAAGAAGUGAGAGCUUACCCUUUCGUAUCGGAUUUGAUUCCGCGUGUGUUUGUAUAUCGUGACGGCAAACGGUCAUCGUCUGCCGUUGGGUUCCAAUGUGGAAUCGGACGCCGAAUUAUUGCACAUUUUGCAUCGCGUAAUGCGUUUGCACACCUUCAUGCUUUCUUGCGAAGAGGACAGAUGCUGUUGCCAAUGUAGAUCAAACCCAGAUCGAGCCCCGCUGAAUGUCACUGGGCAAUGGAUGUAUACCUCGGCUCGCAUGUCGGAAUUGCCUAAUAGACCAUUCGAGAAUGCAGUGUCACAAGAUGUGAAAAUGGGCAUUAAAGAAGAAUUUUAUCAGAAAGUAAUUUCUGCUGGGGCUGACCAUCUGGGAUGUGCUAAUCCAUUGCAAGGAAAUUUGUUAAAAGAAGAAAGUAUAUCAACCAGUAGCAAGCACUUUGAAAGUGGCAUUUCAUCCUUCCUGCACUGUGAAAAGUGUCAUUUUUAUCUUCACAAUUUAAUGCAGAAAAGUCAAAUGUGCCAAGUUUGUGGACACUCUUCCCACACCCCAUGCAGUUAUGGUGUUCUUUCUCAGUCAGUAAACAAGCUGGAUGCUGUUGUGUUUGGGCGAGAGCUGUGUUCAGAGUUCAGUGUUGCUGACCAACAUGCCCCAACACUAGUCUUAAAAUGUAUUCAAGAAAUAGAGCAGCAUGCAAGACAAAAUCCAGAUGUUGAUUUAUAUCUUGGAUACAAAACUCCAGUGCACAGUCAUAACCAAUCCAAAAUGAAACAGAGACUUAAUGAAGAUACGAGAAACUUGGAUUUUAAAGGACAUUCACUCUCCUACAUCACAAGUGCCUUAAUAAAAUAUCUGAGGGAAUUGCCCAAUCCUGUGAUACCAGUGCAAAGUUACGAAAAAUUUGUAGAUGCUUCUAAAAUUCCUAUGGACAAACAGUGUGCCAUGUAUUUAGGAGAACUUGUCCAACAGCUACCUGUUCACCACAAAGUCACUUUGCAAACUUUAAUGGCCCAUUUUUGCAGAAUAUGUUGCUUGCAGCAUUCUAGAGGCUUCAGAAGUUUUCCAGAGUCCAUGAUUAGAACUCUUAGCCAUACACUUCUAAGACCUCCAUGGGAAAACAUCGAGCAAAUAAUGUGCAACUCUGAAGCCCAUAUGAGAAUAGUCAAGUUAUUACUUCUGAAAGGUGAAUGGGGAGAAAAACCUCCAGAAUUUUUAUCCCAGCCAGUUCAACCUCCUCAUUUAUAUGCCAUUAAGGAAGCCAAGCAAAAUUUACAUUCUCACAGGAGUUUGGAAAAAUUGUGUAAUUCUGAGGAUAGUCAAAAACAGGAAAGUAAAGAUCUCCAAGAUGCAGACUGGUAUUGGGGUGAUAUCACUAGAGAGGAAGUGAAUGAGAAGCUAGCAAACACAUGUGAUGGUACAUUCCUUGUUCGAAAUUCAUCCACUAAAGGCAAUGGAGAGUAUACUUUGACCUUGAGGAAAGGAGGCAGCAAUAAAUUGAUUAAAAUAUAUCACAGAAAUGGAAAGUAUGGAUUCUCUGAACCCCUUUCAUUUCCUUCAGUUGUGGACCUGAUAACACAUUACCAACAUGUUUCUUUAGCUCAUUACAAUUCUACUUUAGAUAUAAAAUUGAUGCAUCCUUAUUCAAGAUUUUCUGAGUGUGAAACAUCUGAGGGCUUAGAGUCAAGUUCCAAAUCAUUAAGUUCUGUGAAUAAUGAAUAUUUGAGAGCAGCAGAGUUAUAUGAUAAAUUUUACAAGGACUAUGAAAUAAUGCAGAAUGAAAUAUCUAUUAAAGAGAAUCUUCUGGAUGCUGUGGAUAACUGCUUAGCAUUACUAGAAAAUCAACUGGAUGGAUGCCAGAAGCAAACUGGAGAUAGAACUGUAUGUGUGGAAAAUAUCGACAGCAUAAAGAGACGAAUAAUAAUACUUCAGAGUCAUCAGAGAGAGUUGAAUUGCAAUUUGAAACACCAGUCUUCAUACUGUCGUUCCUUGGAACGUGAAAUAUAUGCUUUAAAACCUAAACUUGUGCUUCUUUAUAAACAAAAAGAGCAAGCUCAAAUGCAAUUAGUAUCUCAAGGUAUAACAAAAGAAAACAUAAAUAAAAUACUUCAAGAACCUUCAAGUAGUAAAAAAUGUAGCUCAAGGAGCAGUUCCAUCAAAGAUUUGCCUCAUAAUGAUGAGUGUACCUGGUUACUUGAGGAGUGUUCUAGAAAUGAUGCAGAAAUACUUCUUGCUGGAAAGCCGAAUGGAACUUUUCUGGUCAGAAAUAGCCGAACUGGUGAUUAUGCUCUUUCCAUUAAAGUGAAUGGCACAGUGGGUCACUGCUUAAUACACAAGACUGAGAAUGGCUUUGGGUUUGCUGAACCAUAUGAUGCGCAUCCUACUCUAAAGAGUCUGGUUCUUCAUUACGCACAGACGUCUCUUGAGGAACACAAUGAAUCCUUGAAGACAACACUUACCUAUCCAGUUUUCUGCCCAGAAAGUGAACAAUACUUGAAUUUGACAAGUUAAAAUUUGGUUAAUGCCAAAUGUGAUUAAAGUUUUUAAAAAAAUUCUAUAAAGUAAGCUUUUCCUGGCCUUUGUUGUUGUCAGCAGCUGUAAUUUUUUUAACGUGGAAAGUUGUUUCACUUUCUGCCUGUACAAAUGCAUUUGAAACUUAAAUCAUUAAUAGGUAUUAAAUGUGUAUUAUGUAUUUUUUUAAUUAAGAAACAAAAGUUGUGCUGCCAAAUUCUGCUUUUUUGUUCCAUAAUUGCUGUAUUUAUCUAGUUUUAAAUUUAAUUUUAUCUAGCUGCUGACUUAAAUGUAUGAUAUUCAGUACCUGAUUUGAUGAUCUUUUUUACAAUCUCCCUAACUUGGAUGUUUUUUUUUUUUUUUUUGUGGGAGAAUUUCUUCCGGCCAGAGAAAACUUUCAAUUCAGGCAAGAGGUCUGAAUUUUCAUGUUGUCCAAAGAAUGGUUUUUAAUAAUAAUAUCUUAACUGUGAUAACUGUGGGCGCUUGGAUGUUCCAAUAAAAGUACUUAUUGGUUUAAAUAAAUCAAAUUUGCUGGUAGAAUUUCAUCACAUGGUAGUAAAUGCCAAAGGCAUAUAAAAUGUAAAUAUUUUGCAAUGAAAAUAGUGCAACGUGGACUUAUAUUGCUUAAAUUUGGUAGCAUUUUGUAUGAAAAGCCUAAAUCUUUUCACUUUACAUCAAACUACAUAGUCAAGUGGUUCAUAUUUUCAGAUACAUUUUGUUCUCUCAUUAAUGAAACUGACAUUCAUAUUGAAAUUCUGUAGUGUUCAUUUAAGUAUCUUACUCUCAUUUCUUCUGUGUUUAAAUCUGCAUAUAUUUGCUACAUGAGAUGUGGCAAUUCUUGCUGAUUAAUAGCAUUAAUGCAGUGUUCGAUUCAUUUUUUUUAGAUAUGUAUGCAGUAACAACAUGUUCAUAAUCUGCAGAUGGAUUUUUGUUCAAAAACCAUAAAUGACUCACAAAAGUUGAUUAUGACUAGAUUUUAGGUAUAGUUCAAACAGAUUUUUAAAUGCACGUUUUCAUAAAUAAAGGUGUAAAUUAGUUUUCUUUAAAAUUAAUGUUGUUAUAUUAAGUUGCUGAUAGUGUUAAGAAUUUAAAAAGUCAUCUUUACAACUGUAAAAAAUCUGCUUCAUUGACUGUAAAAGUGUGAAAUUCUAGAAUUAUAAUUAGUGGAACUAAUAGGAAUUUUCAUAAUUGAAAAACUCCUCUGAAUUGAAACAGUUUUUAUGUUUCCUGGUGAUAGAAAGGUAUAUUUAGUAUUGUUGAUUUUUAGAUAUUAUUUGUAACAUAAAAUUCUAAUAAAAGCUUAGUUGCUUUUCUGAAAUUUACAGUGUAUCUUUAGAAAUAUUACUAGUCAUUACAUAUAAAAUUCUAUCUUAAGAAUAGGUUUCACUUUAUUGUUUUUUUUUUUUUUUUUUUUUUUUUUUUUUUUUUUUUUUACAUAAAAAGUUCAGCUAAAUUUUAGGAUCAUGUUUUGUUUUUAAGAUAAUUCCAUGAAAAAUUGAUGUUGUGAUAUUGAGCUGUAUAUGUAUUAAAACAUUGGUGUUGAUCAAAAAUCAUUAUGGGCUUUACUGUUCUACAUACCCAGUCUGUGUCAGUUAUUCAAAAAGAAUUCUGACAAUGUCCAUCUUUUUCAGAGAGUACAAAGAACUGUGGGAUUUUACCCAGAAGUUUCAUAAAUAUACUUUAAUAAAAGGCUGUUUUUCAUA